Molecule: messenger RNA, 1908 nt
Organism: Condylura cristata (star-nosed mole)
Lineage: Eukaryota; Metazoa; Chordata; Mammalia; Eulipotyphla; Talpidae
Gene: WDR76
Product: WD repeat domain 76
Exons: 13
Coding region: 1-1875 (624 amino acids)
Biological process (GO): regulation of DNA damage checkpoint
Cellular component (GO): nucleus
Molecular function (GO): protein binding; DNA binding
Source: RefSeq, a predicted model, not a curated record
AUGUCUGGGUCCCGCGCUGCGGCUGAGGAGAAGGGGGACUUCAGACAGACGGUCCAGGUGGAGGUGAAUGAAUGUAAGGAAAACCAAAACAUCACUCGAGUGUCUGUGAGUCCAGUCCAGGCUACUGUUUUAGGGAAAACAGCUAAGGUGUGUCUUGUCCCCUUUUCACUCAGUAAUUACAAGCUAGGCCAACUUAAGUACCUCAAAACCCCAUUAGAAAAGAAUUCUAACUAUGAAGUGGUGUGUAAGAAGUGUAAGAAGACUGCAAUUAAGAAAACUUGCGGAAGGAUUUUGACCCCAAGGAUGGAAGCCACAUCUUCCAAGGCAGAAGCCAUGCUGCAAAAAUCAUCCUUAGAUGUUCAUACUGGAAGCAAAAAGCAGCACUCGGACACAGUGAUUUUCGGUGUUGAUAUGGAAAGCAGUCAGGAUGGAGACAGUGAUGAAGAUGACACAUCAAGCCUGGAUGAGUUUUCAGAAUUAUCACCAUAUGAACGGAAGAGACUGAAGAACAUAUCAGAAAAUGCAAAUUUUUUUGCUUCUCUUCAAUUAUCUGAGUCUGCUGCAAGACUGCGUGAAAUGAUAAAGAAGAGACAACCUCCUGAAUCCAAAAGAAAGAAGCCUAAGAAGAGAGAAAAUGGGACGGGAUGUAGAAGGUCAAUGCGAUUACUAAAAGUAGAUCCUUCAGGAGAACCAUUGCAAGUGACUCCAUCUCCACCAACAAUAGUUGCAAAAGAAAAUCCUUUAUUACCUUCUGGGCCUUUAGAAAUGACUCCUGAAAGUGAAGAUGAUAACACUGAACUUUUUAAAGGCUUUCUACAAAUAUGGGCAAAAGUGAAUAAGACAAAUAGGAACAAUACCAAAAAGGAGUUAUCCAACAUUAAAAGCUACAAAGCCAACUUAAAUGACAUGGUCAUAAGUGAAGAUUCUGUUUGUAAAAUAGUCAAAGGCCCAAUAUUCUCUUUGGCUCUCCAUCCAUCAGAAAAUAGAACUUUAGUGGCUGCUGGAGCAAAAUUUGGGCAAAUUGGACUUUGGGAUUUGACUCAGCAACCUAAAGAAGUUGGGGUUUAUGUUUUUCAACCCCAUACUCAGCCAGUUAGUUGUCUUUACUUCUCACCUGCCAAUCCAGCUCACAUACUGUCACUGAGCUAUGAUGGCACCUUACGCUGUGGGGAUUUUUCCAGGGCAGUUUUUGAAGAGGUAUAUAGAGAUGAAAGAAGUAGUUUUUCCUCCUUUGACUUCUUGUCAGAAAAUGCCUACUCUUUAAUAGUAGGACACUGGGAUGGAAGUAUGUCACUGGUGGAUAGACGGGCACCUGACACAUCUUAUGAGAAACUUAACUCUUCUAUGAGUAAAAUAAGAACUGUUCAUGUUCACCCAGUACAUAGACAAUAUUUCAUGACGGCAGGACUGAGGGAUAUUCACAUUUAUGAUGCAAGGUGCUUAAAACCAAGGGGAAGAAAACCUUUGAUUUCUUUCACCGAACAUACAAAGAGCCUCGCUUCUGCUUACUUUUCUCCUCUUACUGGUAACAGAGUAGUGACCACAUGUGCUGAUUGUAACCUGAGAAUCUUUGACAGUAGCUGUUUAUCCUCCCAUAUUCCUCUCCUCACCACCAUCAGGCACAACACCAUUACUGGGAAAUGGCUGACUAGAUUCCAAGCUGUGUGGGAUCCUAAACAAGAAGACUGUGUCAUAGUUGGCAGCAUGGCUAACCCACGACGGAUAGAAAUUUUCCAUGAGACAGGAAAGUCAGUGCAUUCUUUUUUCGGUGAAGAAUGCCUUGCCUCUGUGUGUUCCAUCAAUACUAUGCAUCCAACUCGGUAUAUUUUGGCUGGAGGUAAUUCCAGUGGGAAGGUACAUGUUUUUAUGAAUUAAGAAAAUUUGAGUUUUUGAUUUAGCAACACUGAU